AUGCAAAAUUCUAAUGUUCUAGUUACUUUUGGCUCUUAAAACUUAUAUUUUAAAUUGACUGAUGAUCCUCAACAUUUCAUGAACGCAGUUUGUAAACAAUUUAAUAUCAAACAAUUUAUUGCAGAGUAACAAAUAUAUUUUAUACCAGAGUAGAAUUGAAGGUAAGGAGAGAAUAAGCCUUGAAUUUUUCAAUCCUAAUUUUAUUAAAAAGAAAGAUAUGCUUAAUAUAUAAUAAUUAGGAUGCAAAAGCAUUAAGAUUAUUGAAUAUAAGGAUUAACCAAAUUCUACCAAUUAAUACUAAUUCUUCGAUUCUUUUAUUGAUGGAAAUGAUGUUUAAUGUUGCUAUAAAAAAGAUUGCUAAUUAUGUUAAGGAUUCGGAUCUGUAAAAUUUUAAGAAUAGGAUUAUUAAUUUAUAAAUGAAGUAAUAAGAAAGAAACUCAGUGAUAGGUUACUUGAAAUAAGAGAAAAGUAAUAUUUAUAAAACCAUUAUAGAAUUUUGAGAAGAGAUAGGACUGAAAUCAGUACUCCUGAAGAUUUUUUAACUUAUCAUUAAGCAAAAAAUAACAAUUAGGAAUUUAUGGAAAUAUCAACUGAAACUAUUAAAUACAAUUUUCAUGUUGAGAACAGUGGUAAAUGUUAUUAAUUUUUUAAGUUAUUAAUUAUGAUGACAUGUUAAAAGUUAAAAUAAUUGAAUAAUUUGAUAUAGAGGGUGAAUAAGGAAGUGAGGCAAUUAUGAAAUUAAAAUAUAUGAAUGAUGGAACAUUGUUGAAUUGGCCUGAAAAAGUCUAAUUAGUAUGUAAUGAAGGUCCUUUUUAAAUAAGAUAAGAUGUUAAAUCAGCUUUAAAGGGAUAAACAAUUUGUACAGAAAUUAAAAUUCAUAUUCCUGAUAUUCCUCCCUAAUAAUAUGAAUUUUCAUGCAAAUUUGAAUAUUUAAAUGAACAUAACAAAAAGGUUUAAUUUGGCCCAAAUAUCAAAUUAAAAUUGACUGUAAAAGAGAAAAUAAAAUAAAAAAAAAUUACUGAAUCCUAAAAUUUUGAUGAUUAUAAUAGGAAAUUAAUUCCUUAAAUAGAUUAGUAAUUACAAUAAAUGGGACAGGAAAUGACUCCAAAUAUUCAACUAUAUAUGAAUGAGAUAUUUAAACGUUUUGCACAUAUAAAACUAGAUGUAAAUAGAUUAAUUGAUGAGCUUUUCAAGGCAAUGUAUAAUGAUUGA
This is a messenger RNA of Paramecium sonneborni, 1212 nucleotides long. Lineage: Eukaryota; Ciliophora; Oligohymenophorea; Peniculida; Parameciidae. The record is from the annotation of a GenBank genome assembly.